Molecule: messenger RNA, 1287 nt
Organism: Thunnus maccoyii (southern bluefin tuna)
Lineage: Eukaryota; Metazoa; Chordata; Actinopteri; Scombriformes; Scombridae
Gene: rfc2
Product: replication factor C (activator 1) 2
Exons: 6
Coding region: 71-1114 (347 amino acids)
Biological process (GO): DNA repair; DNA-templated DNA replication
Cellular component (GO): nucleus; DNA replication factor C complex
Molecular function (GO): DNA clamp loader activity; ATP hydrolysis activity; ATP binding
Source: RefSeq, a predicted model, not a curated record
CGGUUUCACUGACACGUGGUUGCCAGGGAGCGGAAACGUCCCGCUGCUGUUGGCGGGCUUAAUCGGCAUCAUGGAGGUGGAAAUGAUGGCGGAGGCUGAGCGCGAGCAGAAGCCCGCAGACAGCGCGCAGAAGGCGGACACAGCGAGCUACCAGCUGCCCUGGGUGGAGAAGUACCGGCCGCUGGAGCUGAAGCACAUCGUGGGGAACCAGGAGACGGUGAGCCGGCUGGAGGUGUUCGCCCGGGAGGGAAACGUCCCCAACAUCAUCAUCGCAGGUCCUCCCGGCACAGGAAAGACCACCAGCAUCUUGUGUCUGGCUCGAGCUCUGCUGGGAGCCUCCAUGAAAGACGCCGUGCUGGAGCUCAACGCCUCCAACGACAGAGGAAUCGACGUCGUGAGGAACAAGAUCAAGAUGUUUGCUCAGCAGAAAGUUACGCUGCCCAAAGGACGACACAAGAUCAUCAUCCUGGACGAAGCCGACAGUAUGACAGACGGAGCCCAGCAGGCGUUGAGGAGGAUCAUGGAGAUCUACUCGAAGACGACGCGCUUCGCCCUCGCCUGCAACGCCUCCGACAAGAUCAUCGAGCCGAUCCAGUCUCGCUGCGCCGUGCUGCGUUACUCCAAGCUGACGGACGGGCAGAUCCUGGCCCGGCUGCAGGACGUGGUGGACAAGGAGCGUCUGUCCGUGUCCGACGACGGGCUGGAGGCCGUCAUCUUCACCGCCCAGGGAGACAUGAGACAGGCGCUGAACAACCUGCAGUCCACCAACUCCGGCUUCGGCUACAUCAACAGCGAGAACGUGUUCAAAGUGUGCGACGAGCCGCACCCUCUGCUGGUGAAAAGCAUGCUGGGACACUGCGUGGACGGAAACAUCAACGAGGCCUACAAGGUGGUGGAGCAGCUGUGGGCGCUGGGUUACUCCCCCGAGGACAUCAUCGGGAACAUCUUCAGGGUCUGCAAGACCUACCAGAUGGCCGAGUACCUGAAGCUGGAGUUCAUCAAGGAGAUCGGUUACACGCACAUGCGGGUGGCCGAAGGGGUUAACUCGCUGCUGCAGAUGGCCGGUCUGCUGGGUCGACUCUGCAGUAAGACGGCGCCUCCUGCUGCCUGCUGACCUCCUCGCGGCGGCGGCGGCGCUCCGCUCUGACUGCACCUGCUUCCUCGUUACACCUGAUAGAAACAUCAGAUUAUCUGAACUAUCUGCUGCAGUUAUAUGAUGUUGUAACUCGUGUUGUCUCUCAGAACAAUGUAAAGAACAGACUUUGUAAUAAAUCAUAUUUUUGUUGA